Messenger RNA from Aspergillus sclerotioniger CBS 115572, 796 nucleotides. Its product is annotated as rhodopsin family protein. The record is from RefSeq and is a predicted model, not a curated record. The transcript is spliced from 7 exons. Lineage: Eukaryota; Fungi; Ascomycota; Eurotiomycetes; Eurotiales; Aspergillaceae. The coding region runs from base 176 to 592 and encodes 138 amino acids.
CACAAUAUCUGGCUGCCUCCCCCUUCCACCAUAAACUUUAGGUAGUAUUGACCUUCUACCACGAGAAUACGCCCGAUCCAUGAACGACAAAGAAUCCCUAUCCUAAAACCUCCCUUCCCCUUAGAACAAACCCCCUACUUCACCUUCCACCCUAGAGCAUCCCAACGCCGCAAUCAUGGCCAUCUGCAUCACCUUCGGGACACACGAAUUCACCUCCAUGCUAGAAGGCUACGAGAAUGUCCGCGCCUUCUGCUAUAACUGUCAACAUUGGAAUGGUCAUUGCUUGACGAGAUGGCCAUGGUUCACCGUCUGCUUUAUUCCUGUUAUUCCCCUGGCGACACAUAAGUACAAGGAAGUAACCUGCUAUACGUGUCGCUUUACGCAGGAUUUACGCGAUCGCCCCGACAUCACGCCCGACACGAGGCCUCCUCCCGGGGUUAUACCGGGUCAAUUACCCCAAGCCUAUUACGGGGGUGGAGCACCGUUCUAUCCUCCUCAGGGUUCGGACCCGCCUCCACAGGCUUCGGGUGCUGUGGCGCCGGCACAGCAGCAACAACCGCAGCAGGAGCAGCAGAAUCAUGUGUAUAAGUAGUUGAUGGAUGGGGUCGGGUCUUCUUUUCCCUUCUUUGGUGGAGUCGUGUUGUGUGCUGCUUAUGCGUGCUGGUUCCGCGGGCUGUAUGUAUUAACCAAGUACCUUUUGCUUCUUUUUUUUUCGGUGCUAUGGGCUUCGUGUAUGUGUUAAAUUGAUGCUUUUUUCUUUAUUUGCUCAUAUCCAGUGCAUAAUCUUAUUAUGGGU